Ophidiomyces ophidiicola is the source of this 1155-nucleotide messenger RNA. RefSeq lists its product as uncharacterized. The record is from RefSeq and is a predicted model, not a curated record. Bases 1 to 1155 code for a protein of 384 amino acids. NCBI's taxonomy places the organism in Eukaryota, Fungi, Ascomycota, Eurotiomycetes, Onygenales, Onygenaceae. The transcript is spliced from 2 exons.
AUGACUGCCAGCCUAGCACCUCGGUGCUACGCGGCCUCUUCGUACCAAUUUAGAAUCAGGACAUUAGCCAUUGCGCGCGAGUUUUCUUCAACAUGCGGAAGAUGGGAUGACUCUACUCGUGACCCUCCGAAACGUCCAUCGAAUGCUCAUUUUGAUCGCCCCUUUCGUCGCCAACAACAAGCAAACUCGCCUUCACGACCCUCUUCAUCUCCUCAUUCCAAAGAUUUCACGUUCCGCUCUUUUAAGCCUGGGUCUUCUCCCGGUAUAGAUGCCCGUUCGCUUGGUGCAAACCCAGGCAGCUCAGACAAUAAUGGCAACCCUCGUAUGUCUCUCUCAAUCAGGAGAGUCCCCCAUGGAGGCGGACCGAAUAGUAGCCUACGCAGUGGGAACCAAAAAAUUUUAUCAGCAGCGAAUUCAUCAUUACGUUUGCGGCGGAAUCCGGCCGGAUCAAAGCGCCGUUCACCACAAGCAAAGCUUCGCCGCCCUAUUAAAAAGGCGACUGUAUUCGAACAAGAUUCCUUCGAAGACGACGAUAGAUUACCCGAGGGUGAUAUUAUUGGGUACGAAAAUGAACUGCUUCAAAAAAAAUACAAAAAACCUGAGCAGUAUACCCCUACUGUGUAUACUGUGGAAAAAUUAAAGGACACAUGGCCGGCUCUUCCAAUAGGCCAAGGGGAUAAUUUGGUCGCUAAUUCCGUAAAUGUUAUGGACAAGUUGAAUUGGCUGGGGGCUCGGUAUCUUGGGUCCUAUGAGACCCCACAAGAGCUGGCGAAACGAAUGAUGGAUGGGAAGAGAGUGUACUUCAAGAGUGACGAUGAGAAGGCGGAGGUGUUGGAUAUUGUGAAAGAAAUGGCGACUAAGAGAACUGAAGAAAUGACCGAGCGAAAGGGAACAAUUGUUCCACCUCAAGAGGCUGGUUUCGAGGCUGUCACCGAUAAAGAGACGGAAUCGCUCGUCACUACCUUGGUUAAAGGAAGAUAUGACCGACCUCUGGUGGACAAGCAAAAAGCAGGACCCUCCCCCCUUGUGGCAGAUGUGCUGAGACAGUUGACAAACAAUGGCACUUAUCAAAAUGUGCAUGCCGAAAAGUUCUUGACCAAAUUUUUGGAUCACCUGCCUGCCAAUUUGAAAAAUAAGACGCAAAAGGCGAUUUAA